Paramecium sonneborni is the source of this 832-nucleotide messenger RNA. Lineage: Eukaryota; Ciliophora; Oligohymenophorea; Peniculida; Parameciidae. The record is from the annotation of a GenBank genome assembly.
GAAAUGAAUGACAAUGUAUAAACAAGAGUGACAGGAAUUUUUGAAAAAUUGAAUAACAUAUAAAAUUAAGUGCAAGAUGAGUAAUAUAUUAUAAUAAAUAAAUAAUAGAAAAAAUAGCAGAUUUUCAGUCAUUGCUUAAUUAAUAGGUUAGUUUGAAUUGAAUUUAAGAAAUGCAUCAUAAUAAAAAGAAGCAAUAUUUAGUUAAUUGGCAAAUAAAUUUAAAGAUUUAUAAGGAUUUUUAGAAAAUGAGAAUGAUAAGUAUAUAAAUAAUUUGAAAAUUAGUCGAGUAAGAUAAGAAUAAGAAAGUUAAAAAAUGAUAGUAGAUUUAGAAAGACAUGCAAAAAGAUUGUUAGAAACAAGUUAAAAAGAGAGAGUAGAUUAAGAAAAGAAAUUAACUUAUGCAAUUAGUUAAUAAAUAGAUUUCAUUUCUUAAGAUGUAAAUAGAUAAGGAGUUGAAUUAUUGGAAUCACAUAAAUAUGUGGAUAUUUAUUUAAAUGAAGACUUACCAAAGAUAGCAGAUGAUUUAUAAAAUGAAAUAGAUGAAAGAAGAGAAGUAGAAGAAAGAAUAUAUCAUUAAUUCAUGGAAUAAAUUUCAGAUUUAAGAGAAUUAUUUGAUAGGUAUGAUUAAUAAUAUAAUAAUAAAAGAGAGAGAAAAGAAAGAGAAGCAAAAGAAGAAGAUAUAGUAGAAAGUUUAAGAGAAGUUUAAUAUAGAAUUACAGAAUUAUUGAAAAGAAAUAAAAGAGAAAGAGAAACUACUGAAUAAGAAAUGGUAUGUUUAGUUGAAACUGUUAUAGAGAAAAUAAAGAUUGAAAUGUUAGAAAUGAAUAUGUGA